Molecule: messenger RNA, 1059 nt
Organism: Stegostoma tigrinum
Lineage: Eukaryota; Metazoa; Chordata; Chondrichthyes; Orectolobiformes; Stegostomatidae
Product: nucleophosmin-like
Exons: 11
Coding region: 52-987 (311 amino acids)
Biological process (GO): ribosomal small subunit export from nucleus; ribosomal large subunit biogenesis; ribosomal large subunit export from nucleus
Cellular component (GO): ribonucleoprotein complex; nucleoplasm; centrosome
Molecular function (GO): RNA binding; chromatin binding; histone binding
Source: RefSeq, a predicted model, not a curated record
UAUAUAAGGAGGGGCAGAAGGCAUGCGCGGGCUCACUGAAGGAGUUGUAAAAUGGCCGCCUGUGAUUUCGAAAGUGGGGUACCGCCGCCCUUGAGGCCGCAGAGCUUUCUGUUCGGAUGUGAGCUCAAAACUGGUCACAAAGAAUACAAGAUGGAAGUGGAAGACGACGAGUCUGAGCAUCAGCUGUCUUUGAGGACGGUUUGUCUUGGUGUUGGCGCAAGUGAUGAUCUGCAUCUGGUCGAAGCAGAAGGUUUAAACUCUGAAGGCAAGAACACAAGGGUGACUUUGGCAGCUUUGAAGUUGUCAGUGCAGCCUACAGUUAGUUUGGGAGGAUUUGAAAUGACACCGCCUGUAACAUUCAGGCUCAAAUCUGGAGCAGGUCCUGUAUACAUCAGUGGCCAGCACCUCAUCGCAUUGGAUGAAGAAGAUUUGGAAUCAGAUGAUUUAGAAUCUGACGAGGAUGACAGCAUGUUGAAGAACACCCUGAAGCAGGCAGUAAAACGACCAGCUGCUGGUGAGGCCAAAAUAAUGCAGAAGAAAAUGAAAGUGGAAGAUGCUGAUGAAGAUGAUGAAGAGGAGGAUGAAGAGGAUGAUGAUGAGUAUGAGGAUGAUGACUAUGACGACAACGAUGAGGAGGAACUGGUGACCACAGCAAAAAAGCCUCUUGAGAAAACUCUUCUGAAGGCUACCCCUAGAUUGAAAGGGACUCCCAAGCAAAACGGCAAAACACCCACCAAAACUGCAUCAGCUAACAAGCAGCCAAAGACUCCAGAAUCGAGCAGUAAACCCAAAACACCCAAAACCCCAAAGGCCCCACUGAGCACAGAAGACAUCAAGACCAAGUUGAAGACCACCUUGGAAAAAGGCAUUGGUCUGCCCAGACUGGAGUCCAAGUUUAUAAACUAUGUGAAAAAUGGCUUCAGGGUGGAAGACCCAAAGAUCAUCAAAGAUCUCUGGGCAUGGAGACAGACGAUCGAUGGGAAGUAGGAAAAUGUUUUGUACCUGCAAAAAUGUGUUUACAUGCAGCAGUCAUUGUAAAUAAACCAACAUGUUUUAUAA